AUGAACUAUUGCCUCAAGCCCCCUCCUACUACAGUCAGCACAUUAGUUGGCAGCAGUACAAAGACUGAAGACUUGGUUGAAGACACAGCCACCACCAUAACUCAGUCAAGCUCAGAUCUGCCUACAACCUCAGAACAUCAGAUUACUCAACCACUCACUCCUUAUUUCACAUCUUCCAUCAAUCCAGAGAACACAUAUCAGACUUCAUAUCAGACACCUAAAUCAAGCACUAGCACCACCGUAAGCAAAGAGCCCCCUCCUACUACAGUCAGCCCACUAGUUGGCAGCAGUGCAAAGAAUGAAGACUUGGUUGAAGACACAGCUACCACCAUAACUCAGUCAAGCUCAGAUCUGCCUACAACCUCGGAACAUCAGAUUAUUCCAUCACUCACUCCUGGUUUCACAUCUUCCAUCAAUCCAGAGAACACAUAUCAGACUUCAUAUCAGACACCCACAUCAAGCACCAGCUCCAUCAGAAGGAAAGAGCCCCCUCCUACUACAGUCAGCACAUUAGUUGGCAGCAGUACAAAGACUGAAGACUUGGUUGAAGACACAGCCACCACCAUAACUCAGUCAAGCUCAGAUCUGCCUACAACCUCAGAACAUCAGAUUACUCAAUCACUCACUCCCAAUUUAGAGAACACAUAUCAGACACCUACAUCAAGCACCAACUCUAUCAGAAGGAAAGAGCCCCCUCCUACUACAGUCAGCCCAUUACCUGGCAGCAGUGCAAAGACUGAAGACUUGGUUGAAGACACAGCCACCACCAUAACUCAGUCAAGCUCAGAUCUGCCUACAACCUCAGAACAUCAGAUUACUCAAUCACUCACUCCUGAUUUCACAUCUUUCAUCAAUCUUGAGAACACAUAUCAGACUUCAUAUCAGAAACUCACAUCAAGCACCAGCACCACUCUAAGCAAAGAGCCCCCUCCUACUACAGUCAGCCCACUAGAUGGCAGCAGUACAAAGACUGAAGACUUGGUUGAAGACACAGCUACCACCAUAACUCAGUCAAGCUCAGAUCUGCCUACAACCUCAGAACAUCAGAUUAUUCAGUCACUCACUCCUGAUUUCACAUCUUCCAUCAAUCCAGAGAACACACAUCAGACUUCAUAUCAGACACCCACAUCAAGCACCAGCUCCAUCAGAAGGAAAGAGACCCCUCCUACUACAGUCAGCCCACUAGUUGACAGUACAAAGAAUGAAGACUUGGUUGAAGACACAGCUACCACCAUAACUCAGUCAAGCUCGGAUCUGCCUUCAACCUCAGAACAUCAGAUUACUCAAUCACUCACUCCUGAUUUCACAUCUUCUCUCAAUCCAGAGAACACAUAUCAGACUUCAUAUCAGACACCCACAUCAAGCACCAGCUCCAUCAGAAGGAAAGAGCCCCUUCCUACUACAGUCAGCCCACUAGUUGGCAGCAGUGCAAAAACUGAAGACUUGGUUGAAGACACAGCCACCACCAUAACUCAGUCAAGCUCAGAUCUGCCUACAACCUCAGAACAUCAGAUUACUCAAUCACUCACUCCUGGUUUCACAUCUUCUCUCAAUCCAGAGAACACAUAUCAGACUUCAUAUCAGACACUUAAAUCAAGCACUAGCACCACCGUAAGCAAAGAGACCCCUCCUACUACAGUCAGCCCACUAGUUGGCAGCAGCACAAAGACUGAAGUCUUGGUUGAAGACACAGCUACCACCAUAACUCAGUCAAGCUUGGAUCUGCCUACAACCUCAGAACAUCAGAUUAUUCCAUCACUCACUUCUGAUUUCACAUCUUCCAUCAAUCCGGAGAACAUGUUUCAGACUUCAUAUCAGACACCUAAAUCAAGCACUAGCACCACUCUAAGCAAAGAGCCCCCUCCUACUACAGUCAGCCCACUAGUUGGCAGCAGUGCAAAGACUGAAGACUUGGUUGAAGACACAGCUACCACCAUAACUCAGUCAAGCUCAGAUCUGCCUACAACCUCAGAACAGCAGAUUACUCAAUCACUCACUCCUGGUUUCACAUCUUCCAUCAAUCCAGAGAACACAUAUCAGACUUCAUAUCAGACACCCACAUCAAGCACCAGCUCCAUCAGAAGGAAAGAGCCCCCUCCUACUACAGUCAGCCCACUAGAUGGCAGCAGUACAAAGACUGAAGACUUGGUUGAAGACACAGCCACCACCAUAACUCAGUCAAGCUCAGAUCUGCCUACAACCUCAGAACAUCAGAUUACUCAAUCACUCACUCCUGAUUUCACAUCUUCCAUCAAUCUAGAGAACACACAUCAGACUUCAUAUCAGACACCUAAAUCAAGCACUAGCACCACUCUAAGCAAAGAGCCCCCUCCUACUACAGUCAGCCCACUAGUUGGCAGCAGUGCAAAGACUGAAGACUUGGUUGAAGACACAGCUACCACCAUAACUCAGUCAAGCUCAGAUCUGCCUACAACCUCGGAACAUCAGAUUAUUCCAUCACUCACUCCUGGUUUCACAUCUUCCAUCAAUCCAGAGAACACAUAUCAGACUUCAUAUCAGACACCCACAUCAAGCACCAGCUCCAUCAGAAGGAAAGAGCCCCCUCCUACUACAGUCAGCCCACUAGAUGGCAGCAGUACAAAGACUGAAGACUUGGUUGAAGACACAGCUACCACCAUAACUCAGUCAAGCUCAGAUCUGCCUACAACCUCAGAACAUCAGAUUACUCAAUCACUCACUCCUGAUUUCACAUCUUCCAUCAAUCCAGAGAACACAUAUCAGACUUCAUAUCAGACACUCACAUCAAGCACCAGCUCCAUCAGAAGGAAAGAGACCCCUCCUACUACAGUCAGCCCACUAGUUGGCAGCAGUACAAAGACUGAAGACUUGGUUGAAGACACAGCCACCACCAUAACUCAGUCAAGCUCGCAUCUGCCUACAACCUCAGAAGAUCAGAUUACUCAAUCACUCACUCCUGAUAUUACAUCUUCUAUCAAUCUUGAGAACACACAUCAGACUUCAUAUCAGACAAGUAAAUCAAGCACCAGCUCCCUCAGACGGAAAGAGACCCCUCCUACUACAGUCAGCCCACUAGUUGGCAGCAGUGCAAAGACUGAAGUCUUGGUUGAAGACACAGCUACCACCAUAACUCAGUCAAGCUCAGAUCUGCCUACAACCUCAGAACAUCAGAUUACUCAAUCACUCACUCCUGAUUUCACAUCUUCCAUCAAUCCAGAGAACACAUAUCAGACUUCAUAUCAGACACCCACAUCAAGCACCAGCUCCAUCAGAAGGAAAGAAACAAGCUUGUUUGAAGACACGGCCCUCACCAUAACUGGAUCUAACUUAAGCCUGUCUACAACCACAGAACAACAGAUUAAUCAAUCACUCACUAAAGAGCCCCCUCCUACUACAGUCAGUCCACUCGUUGGCAGCAGUACAAAGACUGAAGACUUGGUUGAAGACACAGCCACCACCAUAACUCAGUCAAGCUCAGAUCUGCCUGCAACCUCAGAACAUCAGAUUACACAAUCACUUACUCCUGAUUUUACAUCUCCCAUCAAUCCAGAGAACACACAUCAGACUUCAUAUCAGACACCUAAAUCAAGCACUAGCACCACUCUAAGCAAAGAAACUCCUGGUAAUUAUUUCAGCCCAUUACAUGGCAGCAGCACACAAACCCAAGAGCCCCAUUUAUAUUCAAAAGAGAUGAGAAGAUUUGUAACUAAUCUGCAGCUGUGUUUACACUCUGAAACUGAUGAAGAGGUCAUUCUAGAGAGCCUGCAAAAUUUUGUUGCUAAAAUACAGGAGAAGUUAAGAAAGGAACUGUGUAAAGACUGCACACUGAGGAUAUUACAAAUCCAACCAAAAUGACCGACUCCUGGUUGCAACAUCAUAAAACCUAGGGGUGUCAUGCAAUAACAUUGUGUAUUUGUAGUGCUCAAAAUUGUUGUAAAUGAUUUUGUAUUUUUGUUUGUUUUCUACAUAAGAAGGAUAUUUUAUAAUGUAAACACUUUCACCAUGUCAUGGGAACACUGUAAAACAAUGGAAAAGUGGAAGAAAUUAUAUAACUUUAUUCAUUUGUUUAUUCAGGGUGAGGUUAAGUGCUCCUUCAGGUGUGUGUUUUGUUAUGUAUUAAUCAUAAGCAAGUGGAAAGUCUGUCUGCAAAGGUACCUGCUUUUUUGCAUGCUUGCUGCAUGCUCGACUAUGCUUUGUGUUCUUUGAUAUUGUAAAAGUUGCGUUUGUCUUCAUUAAGUCGAGGCAAGUUUGCAGCUUGCAUGAAUGCAUGAAGGUUCCACUUAGUGAUCUGGCCGCUGAGUUCUGAAUAUUCCAGAAAAGUUCAUACAAUAUGUAAAUGGCUUUUGGGCUGUGGAAUGCACCUGACACCUGAAACUGGCAGGUUGUUACUGUUUUUAAAAAAGCUACAGCUUUAUUUUGUCUCAAGCUGCCCUGAAGAAAUACUGGUGACUUUUAAUACUUUUACAUUACACAUUUUCUACAAUAAAUAUCAUAAAGGUGAACUAGUGCCAGUGUCCUUAUUUGCAUCCAUAUUUCCCAUCUUUUCCUAGCCUGGGGCAUAAAACAAAUAAAAAAUUAUACAAAAGUUAAAACAGACAAAAGUUUAUCACUCCACAAUACCCAGAAAAAGAAGCAAUGAUUGAUCUGUGCAAAACAUUAUAAGAAAUAUAUAAAGAGAUAAAGCAAUACUUCAUGCAAAAGGGGAUUGUUUCCUUCGUGUCCACAAAAGGCUGGGUGGCAUGAAUCAUUCUCCAGUACAGUGUGCAUUUUAUUUAUCAGGUAAAUACUAACGUUGUAUGAAAAAAAUCAACACACCAGAUCAAUUUUAGGAAAAGUUAAUAAGUUGCUCAUAAAAAGUUGUUUCAAUGGGUCUACAACUGUUUAUGAGCAACUCCUUAAGUUUCCAUAAGAUAGAUCUGGUGUGUAGAAA
Tachysurus fulvidraco (yellow catfish) is the source of this 4909-nucleotide messenger RNA. RefSeq names its product mucin-3A-like. Lineage: Eukaryota; Metazoa; Chordata; Actinopteri; Siluriformes; Bagridae. The coding region runs from base 1 to 3834 and encodes 1277 amino acids. The record is from RefSeq and is a predicted model, not a curated record. The transcript has 20 exons.